This is a messenger RNA of Dermatophagoides pteronyssinus (European house dust mite), 2295 nucleotides long. RefSeq names its product acetyl-CoA carboxylase-like. The record is from RefSeq and is a predicted model, not a curated record. NCBI's taxonomy places the organism in Eukaryota, Metazoa, Arthropoda, Arachnida, Sarcoptiformes, Pyroglyphidae.
AUGCUUAAAGAGUAUGCAUCAAUAGAAGAAUUUGCUAAACAAAAUAAUACCAAUACGAUAAUUAAAAGAAUUCUAAUAGCAAAUAAUGGAAACGCUGCUUUGAAAUUCGCAAAGUCCAUAAAAGAAUGGUGUUUACAAGUUUUUAAUAAUGAAAAUGAAAUAGAACUUGUAGGUCUGGUAACUUGUGAAGAUGAGUCUGGAUCUGCAGAGUAUAUAUCAUUUUUAGACUUUGUAGCUAGGCUGCCUGGUGGAAGUAACAACUUUAACUACGCGAACAUCGAUGAGAUUGUUAAAGUCGCGAAUGCUUUUGAAUGUGACGGGGUAUGGCCUGGGUGGGGUCAUGCGAGUGAAAACGAUGAACUGCCGAGAGCUUUAUCGUCAAGAAGCAAUGCGUUAUGGAUAGGUCCGUCUGCUGAAUCUAUGGUUGCUGUUGGGUGUAAAAUUGCAAGUACAAUAGUAGCUCAAAAUCAUAACGUUCCAGUUGUCAAGUGGAGCGGAAGUCGCGUUAAACUAGAAAAAAAAAAAGAUGGGACUGGUUUUGAGGAAAUUACUCAAAGUCAUAUUCAGGACGCAUGUAUUAAGAGCGUAAACGAUUUAGUAACUUUGUUAGAAAAUAAUAUGAUUGACGUUCCUUUUAUGCUAAAAGCCGCAGCUGGUGGCGGUGGGAAAGGUAUUAGAAUUGUCAACAAUAUAGAGGACGCUGAAGAUGCAUAUAGACAAGUCUGUAAUGAAGUUCAAGGUAGUUUAAUUUUCGCUAUGAAUUGUUUAAGUAACUGUAGACACAUUGAAGUUCAAAUAUUAGGCGAUAACUACGGAAACGUUUUACCUUGUGGUACUCGAGAUUGUACUAUUCAACGACGCCAUCAAAAAAUUAUUGAAGAAGGUCCACCUAUUUGUCUUGAUGAAAAAACUAAAAAUGAAGUAAUGGAAGCUGCAAAGACUUUAUGUGAAGCUGUCCAUUAUAAAAACGCAGGUACGGUUGAAUUUUUGUAUGACAAUGAAACGUCAAAAUUUUAUUUCCUUGAAGUGAAUGCACGGUUGCAAGUCGAACAUGUUGUAACUGAAUUACUAAUGGAUGCUAAUUUACCAGCUGCUCAAGUCCAAAUAACAAUGGGGCUCGAACUUGACAAAAUCGAUACAUUAACUAAGUACAUUGAAGAGAAAAAGAACAAUCUCAUUAACAAAAAACACUGUAUUGCAGCGAGAAUCGUAGCUGAAAAUCCUGAAAAAAAUUUUCAACCAACAACUGGAAAAAUACACGAGUUACACAUGAAUGGCAGUCCUAAUGUUUGGGGUUAUUUCAGCAUUGGUCAAGGCGGUACUGUUCAUCAAUAUUGCGAUUCACAAAUUGGUCAUAUAUUUUGCGUUGCAGAUAACAGAGAACAAGCCAGAAAAUACCUUGUAAGAGCAUUACACCAACUUACAAUACGAGGAGAAAUAUCCGUUAACAUAUCAGCUUUACUUGUAAUUUUAAACCACGAAGAUUACAUUGCAAAUAAAACUUGGACAAAAUGGCUUGAAGAUAAAAACAUAUGUAGAGUCCAGCAAAUUACAGAUGUUUGCUCUAUUUCUCCAACUUUUUUUAAUGCAGUUCUCUAUGGAGCGACUUAUAAAGCAAUUACCGAAUUUAGAAAUAAUGAAGAAGAAUUUAAAGCUAAGAUUAAUCAAGGUCAAGUUCCUGGUAAGUUGCUUGAAAGCGUGCAAUGUACUUUAUUAUAUCAAGGUGCUUUAAAAUUUAUUACAUCCUGUUAUCAAUCAAGUAAUAACACCAUUAAAGUUACAUUAAAUGGAUCAGAAGCAACGGUGAGAUAUAACGAAUCGUCAACUCAACUUGAUAAAAAAAUAUCAUGGUUUUUUAUGAGUGAGGGAAUUGACUUUAAACAUAGAAAAGUUGGGUUUCAGGAAAAUACCGAUAUUGGUGAGUUAAAAGUUGAGGUAGAUCAUCAAACAUACUGUUUUUCAAAGGAACAAGAUCCUACACAAUUUUGUGCUACUUAUUCAGCAAAACUUGUGCGUUGGUUAGUGGAAAAUGGAUCUUAUGUAGAAAAAGGUACUAACAUCGCAGAAAUUGAAUUGAUGAAAAUGUAUCUGCCAUUAUCAUCUGAAAUUAGUGGAACUAUAACUAUUUUACAAUCAGAAGGUGUAGUUUUUCAACCUGGUGUAUUACUAGCAACUUUUGAGCCUCCUGCUCAUGUAGUAGUAAAAAAACCCACUGUAUAUUCAGGCACUUUUGCCGAAGUAUUGAAAAAUACAACAAGUGUUAACUUAAAUAAACAUCAUCCUAUAGUUUGCUGA